AUGUCUCUUGUCAAUAUCUUGAAUAUUCAAGUUUUGGAUAACCCCACCAACUUUACAAACCCUUUGCAGUUUGAAAUUACCUUUGAAUGCAAUGCACCUCUCAAAGACGACAUUGAAUGGAGAAUGAUUUACGUUGGAUCUGCAGAAAGCUCAGAAUACGACCAAGUACUUGAUUCUAUCAUGGUUGGACCUGUUCCUGUUGGCGUCAACAAGUUUAUUUUUGCUGCUGAUGCGCCCAAGGUUGAACUGCUGCCCAAAGCCGAUUUAUUAGAAGUUACAGUUGUGUUAUUGAGUUGUCUCUACAACGACAAAGAGUUUGUCCGCGUCGGUUACUAUGUCAAUAACGAAUAUACUGACGAGCAAUUGCGUGAAAACCCUCCCGAGCAAGUGCUUAUUGAUCAACUACAAAGAAACAUCUUGGCAGACAAACCCAAGGUGACUCGAUACAUGAUUGACUGGACUAAUCCUGAAAAUACUGUUCCUCAACAGCCCGAACAACAACAAUCAGCUACAGAGCAAGACAUGAUGGUUCAAUAA
Molecule: messenger RNA, 537 nt
Organism: Mucor velutinosus
Lineage: Eukaryota; Fungi; Mucoromycota; Mucoromycetes; Mucorales; Mucoraceae
Exons: 3
Coding region: 1-537 (178 amino acids)
Biological process (GO): DNA replication-dependent chromatin assembly
Cellular component (GO): nucleus; chromatin
Molecular function (GO): histone binding
Source: RefSeq, a predicted model, not a curated record